Molecule: messenger RNA, 350 nt
Organism: Paramecium tetraurelia
Lineage: Eukaryota; Ciliophora; Oligohymenophorea; Peniculida; Parameciidae
Exons: 2
Source: RefSeq, a predicted model, not a curated record
AUGGAUUCUAAUUUAUAUGUAAAAUUAUCUCCACAAGGUACUUAAAAGCAUAAAGAGUUGGAGUCCAAAUGUUUGAUGAAGUUUAUAUAUUGGGUAGCCGUAGCCAAUAUAUCAGGUGCACUAGGAGGUUAACUUAUGAUGUAUAUACCUAUGUCAAGCAAAUAAAAAUAGAUGAGAUUUAGAAAUGGAGUAUUCAUAUCUACUGCUCUAUUGUUGAGUUAUCAUGGUUAUAAAUUAUCCAAAAGAGAUUUGAGAAUUGGCUAAAAGGAGAUCAUUCAAAAUAAAGAUUACGUAUUGUCACCAUCUUGAGAUAUAUGUUAUUAGACUAUUAAAACAUAAUUAUUAUUUAU